GCUGGGAGGCGCCUGCCGCUAACAAAAGCCGGCGGCGGGGCUGCCCGGCGGCCUCCCUCCCUGCGUCCCUGCCCGGCAGCAACAAGUGGCUGGCGGCGGCUUCCCGGGGGGGAGGCAGCCGAGCUGCGAGGAGAAGGAGGAGGAGGAGACGGAGGAGCCCCCGCGGACGGCGGCGGGGCCCCGUGGAUUACAACUGGAGCCGGCCAGGAGCUGGGGGGAGCCGGGGGGCGCCGCUCCCCUGCCCAUGUCCCUGCCCCUGCCCGCGGUGGCCAUGGUGCGCGGCGGGCAGCGGCGGCGGCGGCGGCGGGCAUGAAGCCGGCGGGAUGGGCGCAGGCAACGGCAAGCAGUACGGCAGCGAGGGCAAAGGCAGCUCAAGCAUCUCAUCCGACGUGAGUUCAAGUACAGAUCACACGCCCACCAAAGCCCAGAAAAAUGCAGCUACCAGUGAAGACUCCGACCUGAGCAUGCGGACGCUCAGCACGCCCAGUCCAGCAUUGAUAUUCCCACCGAAUACCCAGGGUUUCCAGAAUGGCCGAGGCUCGUCUACUUCGUCAUCCUCAGUCACUGGGGAGACUGUUGCCAUGGUCCACUCGCCGCCUCCCACCCGCCUCACUCAUCCCCUCAUCCGGCUGGCGUCCAAGCACCAGAAGGAGCAGGCCAACGUAGACCGGCUGCCCGAUCACUCCAUGAUCCAGAUCUUCUCCUUCCUGCCCACCAACCAGCUGUGCCGCUGUGCCCGCGUGUGCCGCCGCUGGUACAAUCUCGCCUGGGACCCACGGCUCUGGAGGACUAUACGCCUGACCGGCGAGACGAUCAACGUAGACAGGGCUCUUAAAGUGCUGACCCGGAGGCUUUGUCAGGAUACACCCAACGUAUGUCUCAUGUUGGAGACGGUAAUUGUUAGUGGCUGCAGGCGGCUCACAGACAGAGGACUCUACACCAUUGCCCAGUGCUGCCCAGAACUGAGGAGGCUGGAGGUGUCCGGCUGUUACAACAUCUCCAACGAGGCGGUCUUCGAUGUCGUGUCACUGUGUCCGAACCUGGAACACCUGGAUGUGUCAGGCUGCUCCAAGGUAACAUGCAUCAGCCUGACUCGCGAAGCCUCCAUCAAGCUGUCUCCCUUGCACGGGAAGCAGAUCUCCAUCCGCUACCUGGACAUGACGGACUGCUUUGUCCUGGAGGACGAAGGCCUGCACACCAUCGCCGCGCACUGCACCCAGCUGACCCACCUCUACCUGCGCCGCUGCGUCCGCAUCACCGACGAGGGUCUCCGCUACCUGAUGAUUUACUGCACGUCCAUUAAGGAACUGAGCGUGAGCGACUGCCGCUUCGUCAGUGACUUCGGCAUGCGGGAGAUCGCCAAGCUGGAGUCGCGCCUGCGAUACCUGAGCAUCGCUCACUGCGGGCGGAUCACCGACGUGGGCAUCCGCUACAUCGCCAAGUACUGCAGCAAGCUGCGCUACCUCAAUGCGCGGGGCUGCGAGGGCAUCACGGACCACGGCGUGGAGUACCUCGCCAAAAAUUGCACAAAACUCAAAUCGCUAGAUAUUGGCAAGUGCCCUCUGGUCUCAGACACCGGCCUGGAGUUUCUAGCCCUCAACUGCUUCAACCUGAAGCGCCUGAGUCUGAAAUCAUGUGAGAGCAUCACUGGGCAAGGCCUGCAGAUUGUGGCCGCCAACUGUUUUGACCUGCAGAUGUUGAAUGUGCAGGACUGCGAUGUGUCUGUGGAUGCUCUGCGAUUUGUAAAACGACAUUGCAAGCGCUGUAUUAUAGAGCACACCAACCCUGCCUUCUUCUGAAAGGAUACCACACACCCGUUGUUGCAAUGCAGUAUUAAAAACACUGAUGUAUAAACACAUGCUCCCAUAUUCGGUAAUGCUGUUUUUUCUAUAGCUCACGGGAGUCAGCUUUUCUUGUAUGUUGUUGGUGGGGGGGUUUCUAGAGGACUAUUUUGUUUGCUUUUUGUAUGAUCACUUUUUAAGGUGCGGUGGGUCUCCGUCGAGAGGCUGCCUUAAUGCAAAAGCAGUGAGUGCUCGGCAUCCCUGUCGGGGUGCCAUUUCCUUAACAGCCGCAAUCUUGUCCCAGGCUAAAGUAGCUACCUCCAAAGGAAAUAGCACGUAAUCCUCCUUUGGAAAGGCUACCAAGCUGUGUCAAAUGCAUCUGAAUUCCAGCUGUGCUCUUGAAGCUGACUAUGCAAUAUGUGUCUGUGUUCCCCAACUUCUUCCAACAGGGCUGAUAAAGCAUCCCCUUAUCUCCAAGUAGUUUCUCCUUGGUAGCCAAUCAUUGUAACCCCUCAGGAAAUACUGGGUGAUGUUCUUAAAUACACUUCACAGAGGCAGAAAAAGACCUGCUGGUCACUGCCAAGCACUCUGCGGAGUGAACCUGGAGAUUGUGCCCAGGCAUGGUUUCUUCUGGAAAGCUCACUUCAGGUCACUCGUGCAUCAUCACUACUUGCCUUCAACUCUAGAUCUGCCUCUCCUGCAUGUGCAGUACCACCCUCUGGUAGCAGACGGGCUGCAGGGUCUGAUAAGCAGUGACGUUUUCACCUUAGUGAAGGAAAAUAGAGAGAUUGAUGGCCCGGCAAGGGGAAAAGCCAGCAAAUCCACCCAGAAAGCCACUGUAAUUCUGCAUCAGGCUAAGCUAGUGCUGUAGUACACCAGGGACCCUGAGGUGCUGUGGAGAGCUUUGCACAAGGCAGUCCCAGUCACUGCACUGUGCUGCCGCCGCCAGAAAGUCUGCCUUUAUUCCUUCAUGGUACCUCUUCAGCACCCAUGGCACCACUGCAGCUGAUGUUCCCUGAGCAAACCAGGCACCUGCAUUGAGCUGUGUUCAAUACGUGCUUUAGUACAUGUGGAAACCUGACCCUUUUCUGUGGCCUUACAGUUCAACAGAUAGCUGAUCUUGAGACUUCAAAGGCGUUAGAUAACACCCUGGGGGAGAGAAGGGCUUGGAAUGUUAUUCACAUGAUAGGUUUAAAUUUCGUGACUCCUUCUCUGUGCAUGUUCCCAUAAGCUGGAGAAAAGCUGCUGUUCAACAUGGCAUCAUGGUGCCAGCUUUGCCCUGUGACACUGGAAGCCCAUUGUACUCUCAUGGUCACUCUUGCUCAUGCAAGAGCACGUGUGGCUGGGAGCUUCCCCCAUCUGCUGCCUCCUUCCCCAGAGCACACGGUCAUUUCAUGGUUACUUUCUUCACAGUUUUCUGGCAGCCGUUUCUCUGCAUUUUCACAUGUAAUGCUCAGAUCUGAAAGCCAGACAUGUAAGGGGUGAUGAUAUUUUCAGGGAGGCCCCCUGUGCGUGACUGACAGGUGAAUUCAUACAUUCAGCUCAAAUGCUAUAAAUGUCUUGGUAGAGAACAUAAGAAGGGAAGCACCGUGUCUGGUUUUCAUAAGCAGUAGUUCCAUCAUCUCCAGACAACACUAAUAAAAUCAUUGAUAUGAAGUGAAAAUCCAUAUGCUCGUGAAAAAUACAUAAUUGCUGAGGAAAUACUUGUAGCAAUGCUCUCUCAGAUUACAAAAAAGCAGUGCUUUGGACAUGUCCCUGCAGAGGGAACUUGUCCUUCUUGGGCAAAGAGUCCUGUAAUGUAUCUAUGUUCCUCCAAUUUUGAGUUUCUUAACUUAUGGGAUGUCAUCACCUCUGAAUUAUAAAUAAGGUUAUCCUAAAGCAAGGAGGGCCAAGGAAAAUGAAUUUGUCAUUGCUACUAUUACUGGCCAGUGGCUAGCAGGGGGUGAUAUCGUCCUUUGAGGAGUUAACAUCACUUUAGUUUUCCUUUCUGUAUUUUUAAAAUUAGAGAUUCUUCUCCAGCAAGUAUUACAGUAUAUUUAUCCGAGCCAGCUAUACUCUCUGUUUAUCCUUUAUCUGAAAAUGGCCCCCAAAAUAGUAAAUGUUGAGCCCAUUCCUGAAGAUGGUGGGAUUUUGAGCCAUUUGCACUCAUGAAAUAUAAGGCCUCAUUAGUAACAUUUAACUUUUUAAUAAUAAUUAAAAAAGUAAAAAAGCUACUUUUCUGGCUACGAUAAAUUGAAUGAAUAGUGCUACAUGGUUUUAAAGGUUUCUAAUGUUUAAAUUGGCCUGUACUGUACAAAUCUCACUAAAAAGCCUUAAUUUGCUACCAAGAAAUAAAGCAAUAUAUUGGUAACUAUGA
Anas platyrhynchos (mallard) is the source of this 4137-nucleotide messenger RNA. RefSeq names its product F-box and leucine rich repeat protein 7 (gene FBXL7). NCBI's taxonomy places the organism in Eukaryota, Metazoa, Chordata, Aves, Anseriformes, Anatidae. Gene Ontology annotation, biological process: SCF-dependent proteasomal ubiquitin-dependent protein catabolic process. Gene Ontology annotation, molecular function: protein binding. Gene Ontology annotation, cellular component: SCF ubiquitin ligase complex. The record is from RefSeq and is a predicted model, not a curated record.